Messenger RNA from Chinchilla lanigera (long-tailed chinchilla), 2652 nucleotides. RefSeq lists its product as uncharacterized. The transcript is spliced from 6 exons. Lineage: Eukaryota; Metazoa; Chordata; Mammalia; Rodentia; Chinchillidae. Bases 1 to 1551 code for a protein of 516 amino acids. The record is from RefSeq and is a predicted model, not a curated record.
AUGCCUGUUCUGCAUGUCACGCUCCCCGCGCAGGGAGAGAGGCUGGCACUGCAGCCAGCCAGCUCCAGACAGGCCCAGGACUCCUCUGACAUCGGAAAAGAGCCCCAGUUGCGGGUGUUGGGGGGAGCUGGGAGGGGCCCCAACCUGAGCCUGGCCCUCUGCGGACACAGCUGGGACAUCUGUACGCUGGGCUCGCUGAGCCUGACCCCCAAGGCAGGCGACCAGGACGCAGCCGCACUCUUCCUCACCCCACCCCGCCCCCCAUGUCCUCAGGAAGUCCGCGUCCACGCAGAGCUCGGGCGAGUCCCAGCUGGGAGCCAGACCCAGGGAGACAGAAACCUAGCACAGGUGACCCACUAUCGACCUCCCCUGAGCUGCGACAGGAGCGGAGAGCACUCAGAGAGGCGCUGCCUGCUGGCCGAGCGGACCCGCUUGAAUUGUGUGCACAACCCUCGCACUAACCCGCCGCCGUCGUGGCCGUUUCCCACUCACUGCGGUGCGGGACCCUCAAACAAGGGGCCCCCGCCAGGGCGCAGGCCUGACCCAGGGCUGGAAAGCGAGGGCCACGCCCACUGCCGGCCCGGCGGCCCAGGGCGCGGUGGGCGUCGCAACAGGACUGAGCCUGCGCAGCAGGUGCUCAUAGCCGUUUGCCGAGUGAAAGAAGAAACAGACGUCUAUGGCCUUGGGACAGGUGCGCGCCUCCUCCACCGCCCCCCAGAGGGGCGUCCAAGACUCCUUUUUCAGUUGAUCGGGACAUGUACUCACCUCCAGAGUGACCUAUGGAAGGUGCGACCCAGGAGGGCCUCACCCGGCACCCUCCUCCUUCCCUCCGCGGACAACAGCCUCGUUCUGUGGCCAGGCGUGUCGCUGCCUCAGUUUCCCCAGCUUGAGUGGGAGGAGGGCGCUGGAGGAGAGGGACAGAGCGCUACAAGUCAGUGUGGCCGGGCCAAGGAAAGGCCAGGCUGCUCUGCUCCUGGUUCCAGAGCUCGCAUCUCCUCCUGGGCCCGCGGAACGAAUCCCCAGGCUCCCCGGCCUGCUCCCGCCAUCCCUGCUGUCUCCCUGUCCCUGACACUCCCCCUCGGGGUGACUCAUUUCCUGUGCACCCCAUCCCAUCCUGCCCCAGAACACGGACACCCGAGGACAGGCCUUCGCCCAGCAGCCUCAGGGUCUAGGCCGGGGCCAGGGGCACGGCGCGCUGGACACACACCCUCCGCGGGCACAGCAUGCGCGCCCCUGUGCACAUCCCCAAGGACCUGGAAAGCGGUGGCUGCUGUCAAAUGCUGGAGGAGGAAAUCUGACGCAGGAGAGGAGGAUGUGCCCAGCAGGGGGGAGUUUUUCUAUCCUGGGAACCUCUGUGGGCCUCUCCUGCUGGAACCUACUGGGUUCCCCGCCGUUAACCCUCACAGCGCCUCAGGAGGAGUGUUUUUUAUUAUAGGGAAGGACAUUAGGCUCAGAGAGGUAAAUACACUUGUCCAAGGUCACACAGCAGUAAGUGCAGGAUCCAGAGUUCUAACCCUUGCCUGGCUCCGGAGCCUGACUUCUUGCUGUUAACAGCCUCCAGCCCCACCCAAGGGAGCCAUCCUGCAUCAGAUCAAAGAGAGGAAGCCCGAUUUGCCCUGAAGGAAACCCCAAAAUUAAACAGACCAGCAGUGAACUCUGCAUCGACAGAAGGAUUCCAGCAGAGGUUGAGCGAGUCCAGAGGUAGACAGGAUGGCCAGGCUUCUGCACUGGAUGGCGUAGGGUGACCUAGAGGUCUCUGGGGUCUCCUUGCCGAGAGAUUUGCAUCCCAUGAUGUAUAUCCCAGGCCAUGGGCUGCAUAUUUUAUAUCUUUGUUUAUAUUUUUUAAUAUAGCAUCUCAUUUAAUCUUCAAACAAUCCUGUAGAUGAGCAUUAUUACUAUUAUCCAUGUGACUCAGUCAGGUUCUGCUGUGAUAAUGCUGUGUAACAAACAGCCCCAAUGAUCUGGUGGUGGCUGCCUCAUCUAUUUUCAUGCCACGGGCUGCAGGCCAACUAGAGGGACUUUCUGCAUUCUGUGGGCUGACUUGGCUCAGCUCCAGGCCUCAGGGUGGGUUUAGGUCUGCUCCAGGCUUCUCCUGGAACCACCAGCUGCUGGGACCAUUUGCCUUGUCCCACAGUAGAAGCCCAGGCAGCUGUGUCACAGUCAUAAGUGGCCCAUGGCCUAUGGCUAAGCCCACACUUCAGAGGCGAAGGGCCGCACUCGCCUGCCCCAGUGGGAGCCGCUGCCCGUCAUUCUGCAAAGAGCGUGGUAUAAAAGCAGGAGAGGGUGGACAUUCCCGAUUAGAAUCCAGGGCCUUCCACAGGGACACAAAUGGCUGAGGUCACAGCUGCUCAGUGUGACUCCAAAUGGGAUUGUGACCCAGGCUUCUGACAUCAAAGCUGGUCUGGCCCGCAAGUGGUCAGGCCAGGGCCCGUCUAUACUGGGUACACUCUUCAAAUCCAGUUUAUUGCAUGUGAAUUAUACCUCAGUGAAGCUGUCACAGUAUUCCUAAAGGCAAAGUACUCCUAAAGGGAAUUCUCAAUCGACAAAUGGUCACUUCAGUGAAUGAAAUGUUACUACCUUGCCACUACCUCCCCAGCCCUUUAUCCAUUUUGUUUUAAGACAGGGUCUUAACAAAGUUGCCCAGGCUGGGCU